Strongylocentrotus purpuratus (purple sea urchin) is the source of this 2060-nucleotide messenger RNA. RefSeq names its product transient receptor potential cation channel subfamily A member 1 homolog. The record is from RefSeq and is a predicted model, not a curated record. NCBI's taxonomy places the organism in Eukaryota, Metazoa, Echinodermata, Echinoidea, Camarodonta, Strongylocentrotidae. Gene Ontology annotation, molecular function: protein binding. Bases 510 to 2060 code for a protein of 516 amino acids. The transcript is spliced from 11 exons. Gene Ontology annotation, cellular component: T-tubule. Gene Ontology annotation, biological process: protein localization to T-tubule; regulation of cardiac muscle contraction.
GAAGGAGCGACAGUGCCAGUGUUAUCGUAAAAAGGGGGACCUUUAACCCAUUCCUACUAACUACUCAGCUGUGACGUGAAACUUUUGUAUACAGUUUGUGACGCAAAAUAAUCACCCUGGAGAAGCGUAAUUCUUUCGACUAUUUGGACUGUGUCGAUACAGACGAGACAGUGGAGUCUGCUAUACUAAUCAAGCCCUCAGUUGCACUGCCUGCGGUUGUGCGUGAAGGUGAAGGGAAAGAUUUGGCACACGUCUACGUCUCGACCUCAGCAUUGCCACCGCUGCGAGAGUCUCGGAAGUUAAGGAAAGUUCGUCGAGGAACUAGACUGGAAGAACAAGCCCAAGAACAGAUUUCUGAUAAAUCUGUUUCCGGAGAACCUGAAAAUAUAUGCCGGAUUCCAAGUGAAGCUAGUGUUGCGAGUGCCAGUCGUGUUGUUAUACCGCCAUUUACACUGCGGUCCUCAAAAGUUGCCCCUGAUCAGCAGAAGAGUGGAAACGAAGAAGGCACAAUGUCGGAGUUGGAGCGAAAGGAUACAACGUACGAGCUAAAGUACAGAACGGGCAGCGACCAUAACAGACGUUCAGUUACGAUGCCCGAUUACAGGCCUGCUGGUACUGGUCAAGAAGAGUUUCAACCUACUGCAACAGUGCUCCGGCAUUGGGAAAGCUCAGAAGAUCUUGGAGUGACGCUUCAUCAGCUUGCUCGUGAUGGAGACGCCAUAACUCUAAAGAGACUGAUAAAUCAGAUCAUAAAGCGUAAGAAGAAAGCCUUAAACGCCCUUGAUGAGAAUGGAAUCAGUCCAUUACAUUAUGCUGCCAGAUAUAACCAUCUCCCUGUGGUCAAGAUGCUGGUCGACAAUGGAGCAGAUGUUAACUGGAAAGGAGAAGGAGGGAUGGUCCCUCUUCAUUUUGCUUGCAAGUACAAACAUUCCAAAUAUGCUGGCUCAUUGGACGGUGAAGAUGCGCAGACAGGUGAUGUUCCAAAUGGUCAUGAUGAGACCGUUGCCAAUGGGACGGAGGAGCAGCAGGAGAGUGUUAUCCUCUACCUGGAAUCCAAAGGAGCGGACGUGAACACGAAGGACAUCUACGGCGUCACUCCGCUCCACAUGGCAGCUAUCAGAGACAACGACAUAGCGGCCAGCGAACUCCUAAGUAUCAAGACCAUACAAGUUGAUGCUUGUGAUGGGCAGAUGAUGACCCCACUUCACAUGGCCUGUACCCACGGCAGUGAUACCAUCGCGGCCAUGCUGAUCCAGAAACAUGCACAGCUCAGGGCCACUGACGAAGAGUUGGGGACCCCCUUACACGCUGCCUGCACAGAGGGACACUUGGAUAUCGUCAACCUCUUGUUUGAAGCAGGAGAAGGACAGGGGCUUCUGGAACAGAUGUUGACCGACACAAACAGUGACCGCAGCACCCCUCUUCAUCUUGCUGUAGACAGUGGAUAUUUUGAAAUUGUGGAGCUCUGUCUUUCUAAAAGUGCCAACGUGAACUGCCAUCGUGACAACAGGAGCACCCCACUCCAUGCAGCCUGUGUGGCCGGUAACCUGAAGAUUGUAGAGCUGCUGCUGCAGAAAGGAGCUCAUGUGAAUAGCGUCAAUGCAGACAGGGCCACUCCAAUACACAGGGCAUGCUCUUUCAAUAGACAUAAGAUUGUGGAGCAUCUUCUGGAAAAAGGUGCAAGAAUCGAAGCAAAGGACAAGGACAACUUCACUCCGCUCCUGAUCGCAGCCAGCUCCGGGCACAGUGCUACCAUCAAGGUCCUGCUGGGCAAGAAAGCUAACAUUGCAGCCAUAGACAAGCAUGACAAGACAGCCUUCUUCUGGGCUGCCGAGGAAAACAAGCCUGAGGCGCUCCAGGCUCUGCUGGAACAUCGGAUGGCUUCAAAAAUUCUUGAAUACAGUGAUCGCUAUGACAACACAGCGCUUCACAUUGCUGCAGAGAAUGGAUAUCUGGGAAUUGUUAGGAUUUUGUUAAACAAUGGAGCAGCCUUAGAUUGGAAGAAUGAGGAUGAGGAAACGCCAAUCCAUGUUGCAGCUGCUAAUGGUCAUACAGCGUAA